AUGGCUGCACCUCGUUACACAAGGCAACUUGGCGAUCUUGGGCUUCUUGGAAAUUGGAUUAGCAACUGCACGCAGAACCACCCGCAGUGUCAAAACCAAAGCCACGAAACCUGGUUUCCUACCCGCUUACUUCAAAUAAGCAAUGGAGGCCAAAGUGUGAAGCUGAUCUUAACCAAAGAUGAACCGCCUGUUCAUCCUUACAUUACACUUAGUCAUCGUUGGGGAGAUGUACAAUACGACAAACUUACUUCAGACACCAUAGAACGAUUUCAAUUGUGUAUAGACAUAUCCAAACUUCCCCAGGUCUUUCAAAACUCCAUUGCACUUGCCUGGCGACUUGGGAUACACUAUCUCUGGAUCGAUUCUCUUUGUAUAAAACAAGACCCUGACCUGUCCGACUGGAAAAAAGAAGCUUUGCUUAUGCAAAAGGUGUAUUCACAUUCUCUGCUCAAUCUCUCUGCAUCUCAUAUCGAUGUAACCGGAAAUCAAGCACUCCAUCGCCCGCGGCCAUGGGAUGUUUUUCGCCCCACGAAAGUCAUUAUGGAAAUUGACAGACGAAAGAAAGCCUACUGGCUCAUCGACGGCGAUAUCUGGAAUGAUGAGGUCGAGGCAGCCCCACUGAUACAAAGAGCAUGGGUUUUUCAAGAACGCUUCCUAGCGUCAAGAGUGUUGCACUUUGGGCAACGACAGUUGGCAUGGGAAUGCAAUCAACUCACAGCACUUGAGAUGUUCCCUGCUGGGUUGCCUUCGGUUCUUCUACCUCAAUCCAAAUCUGAGAUUUUGGCAACACUUAUCCAAGACCAAUCACAGGGCACGUUUGAUUAUCUUCACCUCCGUGAGGCAUGGAGCUUCCUUGUGGGCAAGUACUCUGUGUGCGAGCUAACAAAUAAAGAUGAUAAGCUUAUAGCCUUCAGUGGCGUUGCCAAGAUGGUUGAAGCAUGUAUAACUGACGAGUAUAUCGCUGGGAGUUGGAAAAGCACAUUAAUCUACGAUCUUGGCUGGUACCGUGCCGGCACCGACAGCGAAAAAUGGCCAUCAAGUCACACGUCCCACCGAGCUCCCAGCUGGUCCUGGAUGGCGGUUGAUGGGGAAAUAUUUUUCCCUUCUGCCACGGAGGCCGCGAUCGCACAUUUCGCUAAGGUCUUGAAGUACCCGACGCCUGGCGAGGUAGGGACUUCAGCUUUUCAAGCUCGAGGCCAACUCGAGUUGGAAUGUGUUCCUUUAAUCCUGAACUCCGUCAAGUGGGCAGGGGAUACAAUCGCUGAGUUUGAAAUAGCUGGCAUCCGUAUCACCGAUGAUAUGGAUGCAAGCGGAUCUCACUUAGACUUAGAAGGGUCUAAAGGAGAGAUAACCAGUUUGAUUGAAAACCAAGGUGUCUGUAUGGUGCCGCUUUUCGCCACUAAUUUGGCAGUUUUUGCGGUUAUGGUUUCCAAAGAAAAGGUCUCUGGCGAUUUUAUUCGAGUUGGUGCUGCUCAGAUUGAGUACGGCAAAAGGCUUCCCACACCGUUGGGGAAGAUACCAAAGAGCUGGAUGAAGGCUGGCUCAUCGCCAUUCAUUGUCCACAAAACCACCGCUCACCUCCUUGAACAUAUCGUGACAGCGCAAAAGGGGUCGCGAAGCGUUAUCAAGCUUAAGUAA
Messenger RNA from Colletotrichum truncatum, 1638 nucleotides. Its product is annotated as heterokaryon incompatibility protein. The record is from RefSeq and is a predicted model, not a curated record. Lineage: Eukaryota; Fungi; Ascomycota; Sordariomycetes; Glomerellales; Glomerellaceae.